UUCCCAAAAUAAACGAUCGAUUGCGUCACAAACACACGAACUAUUACGAUGUUCUAACUGAGUUCAAGGAUCUACUGUACAAUCUCAGAUACAGAAUGAAGAAGCACUUUGAUUUUCUUGACAGCUAUUAUGUCCAUUUGGGUUCCAGAUCAAAGACCAGAAAGAGGAACGAACCAGGCAGGAGCUCUUCAAGUGUUUCCAUACGUAUGUCAACCUCUUCUGCAAAACAGAUUCCGCAGAGUUGCGGAAAAAUCCAAACAUGAGUGUCAUGCUUGAAGUUCACAAAACAAGACAGUUUUUGGAGAAGAAAAAAGCUGAUUCUUACUCUGGAAUCCUAGGCUGCCUCUCUGAUAAUAUUGCUGUUGACAUGGAGACGAUAGUCAGAAAGUGUGCCUUCAUCUUAAAAAAGGGUUCUGAAAUAAGUGUCAAAGAGAGGGUCAACUUUUUUUAUGCUAAUGUUGCGCUUAGCUGUGUCAAACCCCAGUCUCAGGACCUUCAACCUUAUAACUGUCUGCUUGAUGUCCUUUGUCAAGUUCUUCAGGGACAGAUUCCAUCAAAUGACAUAUUGCCGUUGCACUUCAUUGCAGUUGCACUUUUAUGGCCCCUGAAUAUUCCAAUGGCACAACCCGCAGCAUCAGAAAAGUUGAAAUCGUACAUAUCCCAGAUGAGAACAUCGUACCAUAACGAAAUGAAAUCAGUGUACAAUGGCAAGAGGCCUGUCGUACAUUUCUUUUUGGGUGAGAAGCCGGGGUAUAACCGUUUAAUACACCGACGUGAAAUUGAAAAAUGUGCUAGGAAGGGACAGGACAACUUUGCUUCCCUUUGGGAAAAUGGCAAGAUAUGGGAACAGGAGAAUGUCAAGCAGCUUCUUUGUAGAGUAACAGGAGAGGUGCAGAGGAACGUCAUCCUGGCAGAUGUCAGGAACACAGACAUGAAAAUUGAAGUAACUCCCAUGUUCAAAAGCCAGAUUAGUGGGCAGAAAGAGGGGAAACAAGUGUCCUUUUAUAUUGGUUUCUCCAUGAAAGGUCCACUAGCUUUUGACAUCCAGUGAUGUCAGGGACAAAUACUGCGAGUGACUAAAGGAUCAUUCAGGGGAAAAAAAUGGUAAGUUCAGACCAGAAGUUCUUAGAAAAAGUCUUAAGCAAGUUUAUCUAAGAAGAAAAUGUUUUUUAUUUGUAUGUUUUUACAUUUUAAUCCCUGAGGUGAAGCCUUAAAAAUGUCUUAAUGUGUUAUUAAUGUUCACUGUGUUUCUUCAACCAUCACCACUAAUCAAUCAAUGGGCUAAUAGCCUGCUGUUGUUAUGUCUUUAUUUACUGAGGUUAUGAUUGUAUUUCUGCAAGAAGACAUUGAUCCAUCAUAAUGUGUGUACUGAUAUUUCUGAACUUACUAUCUGUCCUAUGAGAACAGUCAUUGCAUUUGUAUUAUUCAGUUGAACACCGCAGUUUCCUUUUUCUGAAACAGAUAUUUGCACUGUUACAAAGACAAGCAUUUGAUGCUGUACCAUGUGAUGAAAACAGCAAUGUCAUUUAUUAUGUCAAUAUUUGUUACAAGACAACAAAGCACUUGGAGUUGAUCCAGAUGGAUUAACACUGAUUUAUAUUAAGAUGAUGUGUAUUAAAGACUUCUUAAAGAAUCGUA
Messenger RNA from Osmerus eperlanus (European smelt), 1638 nucleotides. RefSeq names its product sterile alpha motif domain-containing protein 9-like. The transcript has a single exon. The record is from RefSeq and is a predicted model, not a curated record. Bases 260 to 1051 code for a protein of 263 amino acids. Lineage: Eukaryota; Metazoa; Chordata; Actinopteri; Osmeriformes; Osmeridae. Gene Ontology annotation, cellular component: cytoplasm.